AUGCGCGUCUCCCAACCCCUCUCGCUCGCACGUACGCUCCCCCGCCGCCUCCUAGCGCCAGCCGGGACACCAACUGGCGCGGCAUGCCCCGGCACGUCGUCCAAAACCGUGCCGCAAAAACCCAAUCCCCUUCCACCCGUGCGAUACCAUAUCUUCCGCUCGCCGCUGCCGUACCCCCAAGGCCUGGAGUUGCAGCAUCGCGUCAUUGAGGGGCGUCUGCAGCGGCGCGAGCGGGGGGAGAGCUCGGCGCAGGAUGUCAUGUUCUUGCUUGAACACACCCCAACCUACACCACAGGCCGCCGCGACAACUCGCCCAACCCCGAUACUCUCCACCCCGAGGAGGAAAAGGUGCAGGAUGUCGGUGCGGGCUUCUACAUCACCAAGCGUGGUGGACAGGUGACGUACCACGGCCCGGGGCAGAUUGUGGGCUACCCCAUCCUCGACCUCACAGCCAUGGGCACGCCGACCCGCUGUUACGUCGAGUACCUCCAGUCCCUGCUGCGCGAGUAUGCCGAGGACCUCGGGCUGGAGGUGGUUGCGCCGCACGAGGACGGGCACGUCGGUGUGUUCCGGGGACGUGACGAGAAGCUCGCCUCUAUCGGCAUCCACCUUCGUCACCGCAUCACGUCCCACGGCUUCGCGAUGAACGUCACUCCCGAGCCUGUGCCUUGGUUCGACCUCGUCACGGCGUGCGGCCUGGCGGAUGUGCGCGCCGUGAGCAUCUCACAGCUCCUCGAGCGACAGGGCAAGACUGGGCCGAGCGUGGCCGAGUGCGCGGCCGCCCUGGUGCCCCGCUUCGCGUCGACAUUUGGCCGCGAGUUUGUACCCCUCGACGCGCCGGCUGAGGGCAAGACGGCGGGCGAGAUCGAGGCGAUCAGGGAUAUCGUUGCGGACAUCACGGCGCAGGCGGAGAAUGCGGAGAAGGAGGCUGGCGGGUGGCCGACGAGGCCGCGCGUCAAGGCCCAGUAG
Molecule: messenger RNA, 969 nt
Organism: Cutaneotrichosporon cavernicola
Lineage: Eukaryota; Fungi; Basidiomycota; Tremellomycetes; Trichosporonales; Trichosporonaceae
Exons: 3
Coding region: 1-969 (322 amino acids)
Biological process (GO): protein lipoylation
Cellular component (GO): mitochondrion
Molecular function (GO): lipoyl(octanoyl) transferase activity
Source: RefSeq, a predicted model, not a curated record